UUCCAAGAACUCUUGGCAGUUGUAUUAUGUUGGCGCGCCUGUAUUUGGAAGGUAAUGAAUUUGAAGGAACAAUUCCUCAAUCUCUUAAAAGUUUAAGAAGUAUGGAAGAAAUAGAUAUUUCACGCAACAACUUAUCUGGGCAGAUUCCUGAAUUUUUAGGCAAGUUUACGCAUCUUAACCAUCUCAAUCUUUCUUAUAAUGAUUUUGAGGGUGAAUUGCCUAAAGAAGGGAUCUUUUCAAAUGCAAGUGGUCUCUCAGUUAUUGGAAACAAUAGGCUCUGCGGUGGCCUCCCAGAAUUACUUCUGCGUGCAUGCUCCAACAAAAAGUCACAUUCAUCUCAACGACUACUUGCCCUAAAGGUAGUCGUCCCAGUAGCUUGUGCACUUGCCUUCAUAAUUGCUAUGUCAUGCUUCAUUGUUGCUCGUUCAAAGGUGAAAAAGUCAAGAGGUGGACCUGCAGCUUCACAUUCUUAUAAGGGUUGGAAAUCAAUCUCUUACUUAGAACUCGUUCAAUCAACUGGCGGGUUCUCUGUGGACAACCUAAUUGGUUCGGGAAGUUUUGGUUCUGUUUACAAAGGAGUAUUUCCUAACGAUGGGAGGGUAGUUGCUGUUAAGGUAUUAAACCUUCAACAACAAGGAGCUUCCAAGAGUUUCAUUGAUGAAUGCAAAGUUUUAAGAAGCAUACGACACCGUAAUCUUCUCAAGAUCUUAAGUGCAUGCUCGAGCAUUGAUAAUCAGGGUAAUGACUUCAAGAGUCUAAUUUUCGAGUUCAUGGCAAAUGGAAGUCUAGACUCAUGGUUGCAUCCAAGAGAUGAUGAUGAAUCUCAAAGUAAGAGAUUGAGCCUUAUCCAAAGGCUCAAUAUUGCAAUUGAUGUUGCUUCUGCAUUAGAUUAUCUCCACCACCAUUGUGAAACAACCCUUGUUCAUUGUGAUCUAAAGCCAAGCAAUGUUCUUCUUGGUGAUGAUAUGGUAGCCCAUGUUGGUGACUUUGGUUUAGCAAGGUUCCUCUUGGAAUCAUCUGAUAGUUCCUCCCAAAGUCGAACCGUUUCUGCUGGGCUAAAGGGUUCCAUCGGUUACAUUCCUCCAGAGUAUGGCAUGGGAGGCCAAGUUUCCGUCUUGGGAGAUACUUAUAGCUUUGGAAUACUAUUGCUAGAAAUGUUCACAGGAAAAAGACCUACAGAUGACAUGUUCACGGAAGGCCUAAGCAUUCACCAAUUCGCAGCCAUGGCAAUGCCUGACCAUGCCAUGGACAUAAUUGAUCCUUCAUUGCUCAUUGUAAGAGAUGAUGCAGAUGGUGAUGAUGAAAUAUACAACAAUGACAUACGAGCAAGGCCAGUUAGAAGUUGUCAUGAUGGCAGCCCUGUCCUUGCAACAAGAUUGGAGGAGUGUUUGGUUUCGGUAAUGGAGAUAGGACUCUCAUGCUCUGCAAUAUUACCAUCUGAGCGGAUACAAAUGGAUAUUGUUGUGAACAAAAUGAAGGCAGCUAGAGACUCAUAUCUCAAUUUGAGAAGAAGAAGGAGAAGAAGAAGCUAGCAAUAUUCAAGAUAGGGCUACGUUUGUUAUCUGAUCUCAAAUCUGUAGCCGCAUCUAUUUGCCAGAAACUAUUCGAAUAAGGAUAUUAUAUGUAUCCAUGUCUGUGACAUUAGGUAAUGAUGUUUUAUUCUGUUUAUGUAUGGGCUUCUUCUUUUGUUUGUAUAUAUGCUUUGCUGCUUAUUUUGCUAUAUUGAUCUUCAAUUAGCAGCUGGUUCUUGUGAAUUCCGCAUUUUAUAUACAGGGCAUGGGAAGGAUGUUUUAUUCU
Messenger RNA from Prunus avium (sweet cherry), 1797 nucleotides. NCBI's taxonomy places the organism in Eukaryota, Viridiplantae, Streptophyta, Magnoliopsida, Rosales, Rosaceae. The record is from RefSeq and is a predicted model, not a curated record.